GCGAGAUCUGUUGCGAAAAGUGUGUGUUUGUUUGUGUGGGUGGUUGCGAGAUCUCGCGAUAUUCCGAGGGACCCCUCCUGUAGUUCUGCACUGCCGCUUCCUGAAACUAGAGAGACAGUGGAGCGCUGCACGAACCGGGACCAGAAACGAACCCCGAGAGCCGAGCCGAGCCGAGCCAGUACGACACCACACCCAGCCCGACGCUGUGGGGGAGACCCGCCGCCGUGCACCCCCGCUCGAUCCUGACACAGGCCGCCUAGCCUCGGGCUCGAGUACCUCUUCCCCCCCGGGCCAGAUCCGCCAGGCCAGGGCCUCUGUCUGGCCCCGGACUUGUUGCCGAGAUGCCUGCGAAGAGGAAGCCGGUACCCCCGGCCUUAAACAUCACGCCUUCAGCGGGGGAGGGAAUGCCUCCCACAACCUCGAUCGAAGCCGCUUCGGAGGCUAACCUGGAGGCCCUGCAGAAGAAGCUGGAGGAGCUGGACCUGGACGAGCAGCAGAAGAAGCGUCUCGAGGCGUUCCUCACGCAGAAGGCCAAGGUGGGCGAGCUGAAGGACGACGACUUCCACCGGAUCUGCGAGCUCGGAGCCGGCAACGGGGGCGUGGUCACCAAGGUGCGGCACAAGCCCUCGGGGCUCGUCAUGGCCAGGAAGCUGAUCCACCUGGAGAUCAAGCCUGCGAUCCGGAACCAGAUCAUCCGGGAGCUGCAGGUGCUGCACGAGUGCAACUCCCCCUACAUCGUGGGCUUCUACGGGGCCUUCUACAGCGACGGGGAGAUCAGCAUCUGCAUGGAGCACAUGGACGGUGGCUCUCUGGAUCAGGUCCUGAAGGAAGCCAGGAGAAUCCCGGAGGAGAUCCUUGGAAAAGUCAGCAUAGCGGUUCUCCGAGGCCUGGCCUAUCUCAGGGAGAAGCAUCAGAUCAUGCACAGAGAUGUGAAGCCCUCCAAUAUCCUGGUGAACUCUCGCGGGGAGAUCAAGCUGUGUGAUUUCGGGGUGAGCGGCCAGCUCAUCGACUCCAUGGCCAACUCCUUCGUCGGGACCAGGUCCUACAUGUCUCCGGAGCGCCUGCAGGGGACGCACUACUCCGUGCAGUCGGACGUGUGGAGCAUGGGCCUGUCCCUGGUGGAGCUGUCGAUCGGGCGCUACCCCAUCCCCCCGCCCGACGCCCGCGAGCUGGAGGCCGUGUUCGGCAGGUCGGUGGGGGCCGGAGCCGAUGGGGCUCCCCCCAGCACCUCCCCCAGACCCAGACCCCCCGGCAGGCCUGUGAGCGGCCACGGGAUAGACAGCCGCCCCGCCAUGGCGAUAUUCGAGCUGCUGGAUUACAUCGUCAAUGAGCCUCCUCCCAAACUGCCACACGGAGUCUUCACCCCAGAAUUCCAGGAGUUCGUCACCAAAUGCCUCAUCAAGAAUCCUGCAGAGAGGGCUGACCUGAAGAUGCUGGUGAACCACACAUUCAUCAAGCGCUCCGAGGUGGAGGAGGUUGACUUUGCCGGCUGGAUGUGUAAAACGAUGGGACUGAACCAGCCCAGCACCCCGACCCGCACUGCAGUGUAGAGGGACAGCAAGCCGGGCACGGGAGGGAGGGAGGG
Acipenser ruthenus (sterlet) is the source of this 1585-nucleotide messenger RNA. RefSeq names its product dual specificity mitogen-activated protein kinase kinase 2. Gene Ontology annotation, molecular function: ATP binding; protein kinase activity. The record is from RefSeq and is a predicted model, not a curated record. The transcript has 12 exons. Bases 342 to 1550 code for a protein of 402 amino acids. Gene Ontology annotation, biological process: protein phosphorylation. NCBI's taxonomy places the organism in Eukaryota, Metazoa, Chordata, Actinopteri, Acipenseriformes, Acipenseridae.